Penaeus monodon (black tiger shrimp) is the source of this 1038-nucleotide messenger RNA. Its product is annotated as ATP synthase subunit s, mitochondrial-like. The transcript has 7 exons. The record is from RefSeq and is a predicted model, not a curated record. Lineage: Eukaryota; Metazoa; Arthropoda; Malacostraca; Decapoda; Penaeidae. Bases 139 to 903 code for a protein of 254 amino acids.
AAUCCGGGUGAAUCCGCGAACGACGAGAAGAACCACAACAAACAGCGACGAGAGGAAAAUCUGCGGCCAAAUAAGCAGGUGAUUUUUUGCCUCUAAGAUCGCUCCGAGGAAGGAAAGAAGUGACACCCAAAAAGGAGAAUGAUGUCUGCUGUGACAAGAAGUAUUCCAGGAUUAUGGAAACGAGUCAAAAUAGGCAGGACAGCUGCUAGAACUAGCUUGUGGGAGCAGAAGAAUGUGAGGUGUUGUCACUCAACACAUGUGAAGCAACUUCCUAGGUCAUGCACAAAAGUUUUCAGAAGUAAUAUGCUUCUUCAGCCUCUGAGUUGGUCCUCUCCAUCACACAGAAAAUUAUGGGGCUGGCUCAAUACAAUUUUUAACAGAGUUGACGAAAGCCGCAUCAAGGAAGUGGGUCCUGAUAGAGCCUGUGCUGAGUGGCUUUUGAGAUGUGGAGCCUUGGUCAAAUGGCGGAACAUGGAGUCCUGGACUAAAGAUUACAACAGCCUGCCUAUUUCAGGUGGAAGACUGCUCAAAGUUGAGGAGAUAGAUGCCACAGAUUCAGCAAUCAUGCACAUUGGAUUUCCUCAUUUUAAAGGUUGCAAACAUAUUCGGCGCAUCGUGUUUCACAAAGCCUCAUACCUUGAUGAUGCAGGUCUAGAGCAGUUACCCUUAUUGAAAGAUUCUCUUGAAGAACUACAGAUCUCCUCCUGUGGCAAUGUAACAGAAGAUGGUCUACGACACCUCAAGCAGUUAAAGAACUUGACCUACCUACUUAUAUAUGACUUACCUGAGAUCAGAGACAAAGAUGCCAUGUGCAAGGAGUUGGAAGAAGCUCUCCCCAACUGUGCUGUUGUCUUCCCCUAUGCUUCUGCCAAAGAUGACCCAAAUUUAAAGGACAAAGCGUAAAUAAUGUUAAAUGAAUACUUUUAUGUCUGUGAUAUAGAAUUCUGUACAUAUACAGUAUGUAUAUGUAUACACAUACACAUACAUACAUAUAUACAUACAUAUAUACAUACAUAUAUACAUACAUAUAUACAUACA